AAGUCUAAGGCUUCUGGUCUUAGGGCAACUGCAAACCAUUUGCGCGAUUUGAAUCCUGAGGAUGCGCAUGAAAUUCUUAGGCAAGCUGCUGAAAUUUUUGAAGGAAUAGGAAUAAUUAAUAUUGCAGCUCAAUGUUUUUCAGAUUUGGGGGAUCAUGAAAAAGCUGUCCGACGAAGAAAUCAAUGUAAAUAGAAAACUAGCUAAGGAACUGGUUGACAAAUGGAGCCGACCCAUAUUUAAUAAGAGUACAUGGUUUGAGGACAUGAGAAAUGCUGAGGAUGACAGGAUUCCUUUCAGGAGGCCAACUGUUAAAAAGCCGGCAAAUAAAGCAGCAGGGAUGGAAUCCAGAGAUGGUGAUCUUGAUUUGGAAUUUUCACAGCCUAGGUCUGGACAGUCUUCUUCAAGGCAACAUGCAUCAAGGCCAGAAGCAACACCUUUGGAUUUUGAGAUCCGUCCCCAGUCUAAAAUUGAUCCAGAAGAAGUUAGAGUGCGAGCAAAAGCUGCUACACAAGAUCAGCAGAUAAUGAAGGUUUAA
Molecule: messenger RNA, 535 nt
Organism: Arachis ipaensis
Lineage: Eukaryota; Viridiplantae; Streptophyta; Magnoliopsida; Fabales; Fabaceae
Source: RefSeq, a predicted model, not a curated record